UAGCAUUGAAAGUUGUGUACGUUCAAUAGGAUGACAGUCCAUAAACUUGCAGGUUCGAAGAAGUUCGAACCUUCCUCUCUCAUUCUAUGAUGACGAUUUGCGUAUCGCCCUUGGUACAUUCAACGCGAUCAUCUGGCUGGGGUAAAUUAGAGGCAACGGAAUACUUAUCGGCAAUAUUGACCUAUAUAUAUAUAUACGAGCACUGCCCUCAAUCCCUUCCACACCGUCACCUUCGCAUUUUGUUCAUCACUUUACAUUUAUCAUUCAUGUCAGACGCAGGAAGUUGUUUAGGUUAUCUAUGCGGAGGCUGCUGCAUCGUGCUGACAACUGCUCUGGGAACUUGGUGUAACACAAAUGUGUUUGGCGCUAACGCCAAAUGCUGCGGUUCGCGAAGAUGUUGCGGAGGUUGUUGCCAGGAAUCUUUUGAUGAAGAUAAUUUCGACGAGCAAAUGAAAAAGGAGAUGGAGCGGACGAGAGAUACCAGGCAUCCUGUUGAAACUCAGCCCGGGCCAUCUGGUAGUAUGACCGCAAACAUGAAGGAGGGCGUGCGCAUGAAAAAUUUGAAUGGACCGGUCUAACGAUAUUUCACCAGCACCACAGCAUGGAUUCGGAAGGUGUAAGCAAACAUUGCCUGCUUCCGUCGCGAGCAAGAUACAGGCGUGCUGAUGGUUUAAACAGCUUGCGGGUGUAUUUGAGUGCGAUGUGUUGAACCUGGGAAUGUUGGAAUUUCGGAUACACAAUGUGUGGUUGUAUUUGCACAGUGUGGCUAAUUAGGAUUAAGGCUCUACACACCGCCGACUGGUUUGGAGUCUG
Messenger RNA from Suillus clintonianus, 813 nucleotides. RefSeq lists its product as uncharacterized. The record is from RefSeq and is a predicted model, not a curated record. Bases 87 to 578 code for a protein of 163 amino acids. Lineage: Eukaryota; Fungi; Basidiomycota; Agaricomycetes; Boletales; Suillaceae. The transcript has 3 exons.